AUGGCCCUUCUGUUAUGGGACUCUUGGAAACGCACAGACUCCCUGCCUUCAGCUAGUUCUUCAGGGCCGGCAGCGCAGGACGCAACCGCAGUGCCUUCUUCUUCUGUGUCGUCUCCGUCUGUGCAAAGCUCUGCGGUCACUGUCCCUUCUGCAUCUGCUUUGGGUAGUGCCUCCUCCGCCCUUCGAGCAGCUGCUGGUGUUCCCUCUGUCUCGCUGCUUACAUCUUCUGCGUCCGUACCUGCAUCAUCUCUAUCUUCGUCUCUCAUGUCUACACCCUCAUCCUCAUCGGCAAACCCAGCUGCGGCACCUCUCAUUGCACCCUUCGUUGAAUCAUCGUAUUCUAGCUCUUCCUUCAGCUCCUUCUCGAGCUCUGUAUCCUCCAGCUCAUAUUCGAGCUUCAGCGUGUCAUCAUCCAGCAGUUCGAGCUCUAGUUCGCCCUCCGCGAGUUCGUCCAGUACGGAUCCAGCUACUGAGGUGCCUUCAACAUCCCCAGGGAAUUCAUUUUUGCAGGAAUUGCCAUCCUCUUCAUCAUCCUCUCCGUCCUCGUCUUUUUCCGUACCAUCCACGAGCGAUACGCCCACCCCUACUUUCACCCCGACACCGACAGAAAACGCGGGCGCCGCAAAUCCCGAGGUGAUCCUAUCCGCCACGUAUUCGGGACCGAUAGCUGGUGAUGCUGGUAUCAAUGAUCCCCCAUCUGAUCCUUCAUCGUCUGGCACCACGCUGUUUGUCAACCCAACUCCAGUAAAUGCAGGAACAGGCAGCGCCACGACAAUCAUUCAAACAGAUAUCCCUUCUGCGUUUAACACAGGACAACAGGCCGUCGCAAAAUCGAAUACUAAAACGGCGCAAAUUCUGGGAGGCGUGCUCGGUGGUCUCUCCGCGCUUCUCGUGAUCAUCCUCGCUGCCUUCAUCUGGAGGCGCUACCGCCGCAAACGCGUGCAUUCGGUGCAAUGGAUAGGUGCGCUCCCGCCCGAGGCACUUUGGCAGCCCCGUCCGUCGCCGCGCUCGCCUUCCUUCAUCAUGCGCUCGCCGCCCUCGAGCGACUUCAACCACAGCUCACCGUACUCGCCGCCCUCGGCGCAGUCGCAGGCUGCGCAGAUGAGCGAAGCAUACGCGUACUCGGCGGACGGGCACACCGCGUCAUCAGACGGGCACGGUGGGCACCCCGCGCCGUUCGCCCGGCGCCCGACCCCGACGAUCUCGCCGCGGCUCAUCGUCACCGGAGUCUCCGCGCCCGCGGGGGCCACAGGCUCGGGCACGUAUGACGGCAGCACGACGGACUUGCUGAUGGCGGAGGACGACCCGUUCGCGGACCCCGUCGCGACCGCCCGCGCGAACCCGCGCGUGAUGGCGCCAUCGCCGACGAUACGCGCGCCGGAUGCCGUGGCGAACCCGUUUGGUGAGUUCCGCGCGCCUCGGUCGAUGGUGUCGGAUUCACUGUAUAGCGUGUCGACGCCGGGAGCGUCCCGGCACGACCUUUCGGUUGCAUAUGCGGUGUAG
This is a messenger RNA of Sparassis crispa, 1503 nucleotides long. RefSeq lists its product as hypothetical. The coding region runs from base 1 to 1503 and encodes 500 amino acids. Lineage: Eukaryota; Fungi; Basidiomycota; Agaricomycetes; Polyporales; Sparassidaceae. The transcript has 6 exons. The record is from RefSeq and is a predicted model, not a curated record.